Molecule: messenger RNA, 189 nt
Organism: Podospora bellae-mahoneyi
Lineage: Eukaryota; Fungi; Ascomycota; Sordariomycetes; Sordariales; Podosporaceae
Exons: 2
Coding region: 1-189 (62 amino acids)
Source: RefSeq, a predicted model, not a curated record
AUGCAGCGCAGCCUUCGCUUUCGACUAGCGUUUAACAACUCGCUAGCCCGCGAGAGGCUGACAGCCAAGUUCCAACCACCAUAUGAAAGGAUGGCCAAGCAUGGAAGCAAAGCGCUGGACUUCGAAGUCGACUACCCAAACAACUAUUGUUAUUGGAAUCUUGGUCAUGGGAACAAGGAACAGGGCUAG